Parascedosporium putredinis is the source of this 1125-nucleotide messenger RNA. The record is from the annotation of a GenBank genome assembly. NCBI's taxonomy places the organism in Eukaryota, Fungi, Ascomycota, Sordariomycetes, Microascales, Microascaceae.
AUGGGUUAUGAUGACUCCAAGCACGCUCAUCAUGAGCCGCCCAGCGAGAAAUGGGUCGACACCGCUGGUGCCCAAACCGCCUUCACAGCAGAGCGUGAUGAGACUUUCGCAGAUUCGAUUAAGAAAAAUAAGCGGGCAGUACUCUGGUCUCUGAUGCUUUCCACGGCCAUCAUCAUGGAAGGUUACGAUACGUCUCUUCUCCCGUCCUUCUAUGGUUACCCGUCCUUCCAGAAACAUUACGGCGACUAUUAUCCGGAUAUUGACGGCUACCAGCUUUCAGGACCAUGGCAGGCGGGACUCAGCAACGGGGCCAAUGUAUAUUGCAAUCUGUGCUGGGCCAUUGGCCAGCUCAUCGCCAAUGGUAUCCUUCAAGGCCUUGUGACAAAUACAACAAAGUGGGGCUACCGCAUUCCUGGGCCAUUCAAUGGGUCUGGCCUCCUAUGCCAAAAGACGCUGGCGCGUCUUACUGACAGUGACAGCGACAGACUCAACGCCACGAUCUCACAAAUGGUUCACACUAUUGAGAUUGAGCGAGAGAUUGAAUCAGGGUCUUCCUAUUGGCACUGCUUCAAAGGUAUUGAUCUUCGCCGAACCGAGAUUUGCUGUCUUACCUUUGCAACUCAAAUGCUCUCAGGAGCCCAAUUUGCUUACGGGCCAUCCUACUUUUUCCUCCAGGCCGGCAUGGACACGGAAGAUGCCUACAAGCUUGCAGUUGGCAGCCCUGCUCUCGCCUUUCUCGGCACCGUCCUGUCGUGGUUACUACUGACCUACUUCGGCCGUCGGACCAUCUUUCUCGGGGGCAUCUCUACCUUGGCCAUCCUACUAUUCACUAUUGGCAUGAUUUCCGCUACCACCAGCGCUAACAAUGAUAGCGCCCUUUGGGCCCAGGCAUCGCUAUGCUUGAUUUGGCAGCUAGUCUACUCGCUCACACUUGGGCCUAUAGCUUAUGUUAUCAUCUCCGAGACCUCCGCAGUUCGGCUUCGGGCCAAGUCUGUCGUCCUAGCCCGUAAUACAUAUAACAUUACCACAGUCUGGGCCGCCGUACUCGAACCUUACAUGAUCCAUCCAAAAGAAUGGGACUGGAAGGGCAAGACCGCAUUUUCUGGUGCGGAACAAGUGUACUGA